Molecule: messenger RNA, 4505 nt
Organism: Pelmatolapia mariae (spotted tilapia)
Lineage: Eukaryota; Metazoa; Chordata; Actinopteri; Cichliformes; Cichlidae
Gene: isg20l2
Product: interferon stimulated exonuclease gene 20-like 2
Exons: 4
Coding region: 431-1354 (307 amino acids)
Cellular component (GO): nucleus
Molecular function (GO): nucleic acid binding; exonuclease activity
Source: RefSeq, a predicted model, not a curated record
UGUAGAUCAUCUGUUCUGGGCAGGAGGAUUCGUUCGGUUCACGUGUAGCAGGUCUGGUUUUAUGUUUCUAAAAGUUAAUUUUAGACAUUUCCUUUGAGGGCAUAUAUCGGUAUCGACCGAUCAAAUGUUCACAAGCAGAAAGAGAAACUGUCCAUUGAGAGAGACUAUCAAUAAUCAGUGUUUGGCGUCCAACGUUAGCGUUAGCGGGCUAACCUUAGCAGUUAUUAGCUAAUGUUAGUAUUAGAAGAUAUAGUAGCAUCCACCAAGUGCAGCUGAUGAGGUUUCCUGAUGCCUGCUCAGUCAUCCAGGAUGAGACUUCUAAACUGGACUAAACCCAACAAGGACCUGUUGAAGGAUUACAAAUAAGCAGAUCUAUGAGAUUGUUUUGUGGGAAAGGGUGUGUUUUGAAAUUAUUUAAUUUGAUGUAAACAUGUCAGACAUUUGGAUUAACUUAUCUCUUGAUGAAACUGCACCGAAAAAAGCUCCAGCAGGCAAGCUAAACAGGAAAAAAGAGUGGCUGCGUAGAAAGAGGCACAACCGUGGAGCAAAGGGGUACAGGGAAGGUAAACAAAAAAACAACCAGUAUAGGCAAGACUUCAGACAGAGCCAAACACCACUUCAGAAUGGUGCGUCCAUUAAAUGUCCACCAGCUUCCACUUCCACACAAAACAAAAGUUUAUCGUGUCUGGCCAGUGCUUCACACAGUAGUUCCAUGACUCCAUGUGGUGAAAAACCAAAGGAGCCCCUGAAAUCAGCAGUCAGCAGCCCUGGUUCCUCAAUAUCAAGCACCUGUAAGCCCAUCACCAUGUCAUCAGGGAACCCUUCUAAGUAUGUGGCUAUUGACUGUGAGAUGGUUGGCACGGGACCAAAGCAUCUCAGUGAGCUUGCACGCUGCAGUAUAGUCUCCUAUGAAGGAGAUGUGAUUUACGAUAAGUUUAUCAAGCCCUCUGCACAAGUCACAGACUAUCGCACUCGAUGGAGCGGCAUCCGACGCCGUGACCUCGUCAAUGCCGUGCCAUUUGCCAAGGCCAGGAUGGAGAUACUGUCGUUGCUUAAGGGUAAGGUGGUGGUUGGCCAUGCCAUCCACAAUGACUUCAAGGUGAUUGGUUACUGUCAUCCCCCCGAGCUGACCAGGGACACUUCUCGAAUUCCUCUCCUCAACCAGAUGGCCGGCAUUGAAGGGACUAAGUGCACUUCACUGAAGACGCUCACGAAGGCCAUCUUCAACCGUGACAUUCAGACUGGGAACAAAGGCCACUCCUCUGUGGAGGAUGCUAGAGCCACUAUGGAGCUUUACAAAGUGGUGGAACAUGAGUGGGAGACGCAACUUGCUGCUAACUCAACGGCUAGGUAGUGCCAAGUUGGGGUAAAACACUUGAUAUGGCGGGCAUGCAGUUUGGACUUCGGAAUUUAACUGUCCCGUUGUUGUGUGAAUAACAAAACCAGGAGAACUGCAAUUGCUCAUUCAACAAACCGGAUAACCUUCUACCAGCUGCCUGAAUUUAAAUAAAACUGUACUGUUGUCAGUGGAGGGGAAGAAUGUGAAUAUCUGUUGGAGCUGAAAUUUCUUCUACAUCAAUUUAAGCUUGAUUUUUAUUACUGGAUUAAAUCUAUGCCUUACCAUUACAUCUGUAUCUUCCCAGAAAUGUAUCUGGAUUGGUCCAUUUGGUAGUAAAAUAUGUGAGUAACACAAUGAUAUUGUUUCAUUGAAACAAUAUGUAAUAGGCCACAAUUGUAUCUGGCUUCCUCAAAAAACCAACACAGUUGCCAGUUUUCAGCCAGUGGUUUGUUUGUUUGUUUUUUAAACCAUGAAAGUCUGUAUAUAGACAGAUAUAUUACCCACCCAAAGAAGCCUACAUUGAAAUAUAUGGUAGCACUGCAGCAGAAAUUUUGGUAGAAGUAUAACUACCAAGGCUUUUAAAUCAAGUUUAAUCAGAUGUGACUAGUAAUUCUGUACAUGCUUGUAAUAAUUGCACAAGUAAAUUCCUGGAGGAGUCUGCUCACUGCUGGGACUUUCUAGAAGGAUGUUGGUGUUGGUAUAGAGGCAGGUGUUUUUGAAGACACUUCUCUUUUCUCUUUCAGUAAAGAUGAGUGUUUUAUAUUUGUAUGUAUUUGCUGCAAGUCCAGCAAGAUGAGCUCAGUGUCAUCCUUAAUGGAAGAGUAAUGGAGACGCAUUUGUCCAAACUCCACAAGUAAACAUGCAAAAGCUGCAAUGGCCAUUAUGGUCCUGCAGAGAUUCAGUGCAGGACUACAAAUCAAGCUUUAAUUGCAGCAGUUACAUUUUGUGCCAGGGUUUUACUCUGUGUUCAAAUGGUGCUCAUGCCACUUGGAGGCAGUCAUGUCUUUGCUGGAACAUUAUUAUGUGAUGUAAACAUUUUUUUAUUUUUAUUUUUAUUUUUAUUUUUUUUACUAAAUCAGCACUGGGCUGUAGUAGGAACCGCAUUUUAUCAAGAGUCAUGUAAACACUGCAAAUAAAUGGUCUUAUAUUCUUACCAUGUGAACGCCAGUGAAAAAGAAAGUCAGCCCUGACUAAAAGAGCGUUAGUCAAACAUCUAAUUUUAUUCAGGACCAUAGCUAAAAUUCGACAAAGACUUAACCCAUGAGUCAUCUUUGUAGACUUUAUUAAUAUGUUUUAAGGACUGAAUUGUUAAUAUCACAGACAUUUAUAAAGCUUGCAUUGUUAAAUUUAUUGGAGUUAGUUAUCAUUAAAAAACACAAAAAUCAAGAAUUGAUCAAUAUUAAACUUCACUCCCAUUCCCCAAAAUACUUCUGUUUAGACUUCAGGGUCCACACUGCUAGCCACUGGUUUGAUCUUCCUUUCAUUUCUCCUGUUACAGGAGUGGUCUGAGUGCCCAGUUAAUCAUCUUCCCUCUUUCCACUUCUUUUCCACCAAGUUCAAGAAACAUAAGUGGUGACUUUCUGAAUUUGUGUAAUUUCCUAUGCAAUGUCUGUUGGAAUAUGUUAUUCACUCUACUGUCAUCCUGAUUUUAAAAUCGAUAAAUCAUUACAGCAGUAAUUUUGUGGUGUUACUGUAAUUGGGUGUAAAGAAACCAACACAGCUGAGAUAACGUUCAAAUACUUAUGUGCACAAAACACUGUUUAACUUUUCAGUUUGAAACACUCCUCGCUGUUUUUUUCCACAUUAGUUUUUUAAUGUGGAAAAAAAACUAGCAACGGUGCCAUCUGUGGCCAUUUGAGGUAGUGAAAGAUGUCUGUAUCACUUUGUAGUGCCCAUUUGCAUCAGUGAGUGUAGAAACUUCAUAAGUGGCAGCACAUAAAGAGCCCCAAAUAUGACCAUGAAGCUAGUGAGUCUGUGAAUGCAGAUUUCCUGUCCCAGUGAAUUCCUGACCUAUUUAAAUUAAAGCACUAGUCUCAAAAUCAACAGUGAACAGUCGACUCUGGGAAACUGGCCUUGUAGACAGAGUUGCAAAGAAAAAAAAAAAGAGACCUGUCUAGCCCUAGCCAAUAGAGGGAAUGGUUAAGAUGGGCAAAAAUGUGCAAACACUGGACAAGGCAAAUUCAAAAAGAAAAUAAGAUUUUGGGUUAACGGGUUAAUUUAUAAGACUAGAUGCCAUUUGUCAAGAAAUACCUUUACAUUUCCAAUUCCUUUUGGUGAGGAAAUAUAAAGGCAAAGUGAGAGAUUUGUACAUGACAAAAGACAUCAUGAUAAGGAAAGUUAGACUAUUUUUGAGUGUGAAUACCAGUUGAUUGGAGCGGGUUUCUUUUUCCAAUAGGACAAUGACAAAGCUCCAAAGGAUGCAAAAAAUAUUUAAAGAAGCUGUGAGCUGGUAUUCUGUUUGUAUUGGAGUCAAGUCACUGGAUCUCAACCCCAUUAAGCACUUUUGGGAACCAGCCCACCAUAUAGUGCAUACAUGUUCUGUCAAUAGUAGUGGUGCAACGGAUCAAAAAUCUCACGGUUCGGAUCGGAUGACGGUUUUAAGUCACGGAUCGGAUCAAUUUUCGGAUCAGCAAAAAAAGAAAAAAGACAAAAAUUGAACAUUUACUUAUUGAAGUAUUUUUUGCCUGUUAAAAACAUUCAACUCUAGACUCAUUCCACGCAAUUAUUAAAAAAUAAAUUAUGGUACAAUAUAGGGCAGUAUAGGGCUUUGUAUCUACCACUCAAUUCAAUUCAAUUUUAUUUAUAAAGCGCCAAAUCACAACAGCAGUCAUCUCAAGGCGCUUUAUAUUGUAAGGUAGACCCUACAAUAAUACACCAUACCGCUCAUUAUAUCGCACUCCGCUGUGAUAUAAUGAGCUGUCACAGUCACGUAGCUUUCCGUUGCCCUGGAGGUCCACCCAUUUGUAGUAGUUAGGGCAUCAGAAGAUGCCUGGGACAGUUCAGCCAUAACUUAAAUCUUUUCCUGCUCAUACAUGCUUGGAACGAUCUUGCCACUAAAGUGGACGCGCAACGGACAUGCUCAAGCAUGUUCAUCAUAGUUUAAACCCCUUGUUUUGCACAACGGAAUACGGCCUCCCGUCUGCAGCUAAACACCCCAAUAGCUUUU